AUGUAGUAUAUUUUUAAGGGUAUCAAGACUAUUCCUGCUUCUAAGGACAUGAUCAACAUUGUCCUUUCCAAGACUUAAAGAAAGACUCCUACCGUUGUUCAUCCAGGCUAUUCCAUUGGUCGUAUUAGAGGUUUCUACAUGCGUAAGAUUAAGUUCACUUAAGAUACUAUGCAUGAAAAAUUCAAUGACAUUUUGAAUGGUUUCCCUAAAUUGGAUGACAUCCAUCCCUUCUUCGCUGAUUUAUUCAAUGUCCUUUAUGACAAGGAUCACUAUAAGCUUGCCUUGGGUCACGUUCAUUCUUGCAUGAACUUGGUUGACAACAUUUGCACAGAUUACGUUAGACUUAUCAAGUAUGGUGACUCUCUCUAUCGUUGCAAGCAAUUGAAGAAAGCUUGUUUGGGAAGAAUUUGCACAAUCAUAAAGAAGUUAAAUAGCAGCUUAAAUUAUUUGGAAGAAGUCAGAAAACAUUUAGCAAGAUUGCCUUCAGUUAACCCCUUCGAAAGAACUUUAAUGAUUACUGGUUACCCCAAUGUCGGUAAAAGUAGUUUCAUCAAUUAAAUCACUAAGGCUAACGUUGAAGUCUAAAGUUAUCCUUUCACAACUUAAUCACUUUAUGUUGGUCAUACUGAAUACCAAAAUGUCAGAUGGUAGGUUAUUGAUUCACCUGGUAUUCUUGAUCAUCCUUUAGAACAACGUAACACAAUUGAAAUGUAAAGUAUUACUGCUUUAGCUCACUUGAAGGCUUGCAUUCUCUUCUUUAUUGAUUUAUCUGAAUAAUGCUCAUACAGUAUUGAAUAAUAAGUAAGCUUAUUCAACUCUAUUAAGCCUCUCUUUAAGAAUAAGCCUCUUUGCAUCGUUCUCAGUAAGUGCGAUUUGAAAUCUUUUGAAGAUCUUUCUCAAGAAAAUAAGGAUAUCCUUAACAGCCUUGCUAAGGAUUAAAAUGUAUCUCUUCUUUAAAUGUCCAAUAAAACUGGUGAAGGUAUUGAAAACCUCAAGGUCCAAGCUUGCGAAACUCUCUUAAAGCAUCGUGACGGUUAAAAAAUUGAAUAACUUUCUGGUGGUAACCAAAUUUUAAAGAGAGAAGAAGAAGUUUUAAGAGGUUUACAUGUUGCUAAACCUACUAAAGUUAGAGAUAGCAAUGUAGUAAGAGCUCCUGUCAUCCCCUAAACUGUCAAGAGUGGUAUUAAGAAUGAAAAGCCUACUCUCAAAGAAAUUCAAGAAGAACAUGGUGGUGCUGGUGUUUUCAACUUCCCAUUAUAAGAACAUUUCGAUUUAGCCAACCCUGAAUGGAAGUAUGAUGCUAUACCUGAAAUCAUGGACGGUAAAAACAUUGCUGAUUAUGUUGACCCUGAUAUUCUUGAAAAACUUGAAGAACUUGAAAGAGAAGAAGAAAUGCUUGAAAAAGCUAGAGAAGAAAAGGGAGACAUGAGUGAAGAAAGCGAUGGCGAUUUACCUGAUGAAUACUAUGAAGCUCAUGAAAUUGUCCAAUCAAAAUAAAAAUUACUUAAAAUCGAACACAAGUUAAAGAGACACACAACUGCUCAUGUUCAUAAGGAAGCUUUAAGUGAAGUUAAAAAGGAUCUCGAAACUAAAGGUAUUGAUUCUACUAAGCUUGAAUAAAGAGUUCUUGCCAAGAGAUAACCAAGAAGAUUACUUGAUCAAAUUAAAGACGAAAAAGAUAUUGAAGAUGAUGAUGAAGAUAUCAUGGAAGAUGAAGGUGUUGCUGAUAGAAAGAAGAUUGAAAAGAAAUUAGAAAAGAAGUAAAGAUCUGCCUCUAGAUCAAGAUCUAAAGGUAUCAAUCCCAAUCCUAUUUUAACUCCUGCUGAUAAGGCUAUGCAAAGACUUAAAUACAAGAUUGAAAAGACUUGGUCUGGUAUGGCUGGUGAAGCUGACAGAAGUAUUGCCUAAAAGAUGCCCAAGCAUCUUUUCUCUGGUAAGAGAAAACAAAAAGCAGAUAGACGUUGA
This is a messenger RNA of Tetrahymena thermophila SB210, 1965 nucleotides long. Its product is annotated as nucleolar GTP-binding protein. The record is from RefSeq and is a predicted model, not a curated record. Gene Ontology annotation, molecular function: RNA binding; GTP binding; GTPase activity. Gene Ontology annotation, cellular component: nucleolus. Gene Ontology annotation, biological process: ribosomal large subunit biogenesis. Lineage: Eukaryota; Ciliophora; Oligohymenophorea; Hymenostomatida; Tetrahymenidae. The transcript is spliced from 3 exons.